This is a messenger RNA of Ceratina calcarata, 1346 nucleotides long. RefSeq names its product methyltransferase-like protein 6. The record is from RefSeq and is a predicted model, not a curated record. The transcript is spliced from 8 exons. The coding region runs from base 205 to 1032 and encodes 275 amino acids. NCBI's taxonomy places the organism in Eukaryota, Metazoa, Arthropoda, Insecta, Hymenoptera, Apidae.
UCCUCUCUCCUCGGCUCGUUCAUUUCCUUUUGGGUGCUGAAGGUGGGAGGUCGUGGUGCUCGAUACAUCUCGAUUUCAACAACGAUUUUCUCGCGUAAAUGCAUCGUCUAAUUAAAAAUUGCCGCGACGCACGCAGAAAAAUUCGCCGAAAGUUCGCGUCACGUUUAAAUUCGCAAGGGCUUUAUUAUAACGCGGCACGAGAACAUGGCUGAGGCCGAGUCGAUGGAAUGUUGUGAACAUGUAGGCCACGUGGCAAAGCGGCUAACGCGAGAAGAAAUCGAAAAGAUGCGGGCCCAAGACUCUCGGCUGGUUUCAGAAUUCCGCGCGCAUCAAUUGGAGCGAGAUGCUAAGAAGCACUGGGAUCUGUUCUACAAACGGAACGAGAAUCGAUUCUUUAAAGACAGACACUGGACCACGAGGGAGUUCCACGAACUGCUGGGACUGGGCGCCGAAGAGAAAGAAAAUGCCCUUCUCGAAAUCGGCUGCGGCGUCGGCAACUUCAUUUACCCUUUAAUCGAGGACGGAUUGAAAUUCAAGAAGAUCUUCGCCUGCGAUCUCUCCCCGAGGGCCGUCGAAUUAACGAAGAAUCAUUCGAUGUACGAUGCAGAAAAGAUGCUGACUUUCCAAACGGAUGUUACGACUGAGAAUUGUUUCUCCGAGAUCCACUGCCCGAUAAACGUGGCGACGUUAAUAUUCGUCUUGUCGGCUAUACAUCCAGAAAAAUUUCAAAAAGUUCUACGGAAUUUAUAUAACGUGCUUGCACUUGGCGGAGUCGUGCUGUUCAGAGAUUAUGGCUUGUACGAUAUGGCUCAAUUAAGAUUUAAACCGGGCCAUAAAAUUAGCGAAAAUUUUUAUGCCCGACAGGAUGGAACGAGGAGUUAUUAUUUUUCGGUAGAGGAAGUAUCGAGCUUGUUCGAGUCGGUCGGUUUCAAAACUAUGGCGUGCGACUAUGUACAUAGACGUACGAUAAAUUUGAAGGAAAAGAUAGACGUGCCUAGAAUUUUCGUUCAGGGAAAAUUUGAAAAACUUUGAACUUGAAGGGAGAAUUCAUUUUAUGGACGCAACAGUUAUUUAUGAUCUCGUAUUCUCUUGCGAUAAUAUAGAGAAGCUUGCGUUAUAUAAAAAUGUCUAAAUCAUCGUUCACCAUGAUUUACUUAUCGACGAGAAAUAAAGUAAUAUAUAAUUAUAAAAUGAAGGAGGAAUUAUACACAGCGGAGUAAAAAUUAUGAAAUAUUUUAAGACAUGAAGAAGAAUCCUGUUAGAACUCUUGCGAUACUUUUAUGUAUUCUAAUAAAAACUGUAUAAUAUAUUUAAUAAAUAAAAUAAAACAUAAAUUUCAAUUAUUA